Messenger RNA from Mustela erminea (ermine), 2223 nucleotides. It is a transcript of the gene PTH1R, whose product is annotated as parathyroid hormone 1 receptor. The record is from RefSeq and is a predicted model, not a curated record. The transcript is spliced from 15 exons. Gene Ontology annotation, molecular function: parathyroid hormone receptor activity; G protein-coupled peptide receptor activity; peptide hormone binding. Gene Ontology annotation, biological process: intracellular calcium ion homeostasis; cell surface receptor signaling pathway; adenylate cyclase-activating G protein-coupled receptor signaling pathway. Gene Ontology annotation, cellular component: plasma membrane. Bases 280 to 2058 code for a protein of 592 amino acids. NCBI's taxonomy places the organism in Eukaryota, Metazoa, Chordata, Mammalia, Carnivora, Mustelidae.
CCGGCCGCGGGGGGAGGGGGAGCGGCAGACGCCGAGGCGAGGGACGCGCGCGGCGGGCGGCGGCUCCGAGCGGCGGCCGGGCGGGGGGCGCUGGAGGCCAAGCCGGCCAGAGGGGAUCCCGAGAGCCCCAUGAAGUGCCCCCGGGGCCGCGGACGGGGCGCUGUCCUGGGGAGGCUGUCGGGGGGUCCCCGACAUCCAUGGCUAAGCGGGGGCCGCGGCGGCGCGCUCGGAGGCCGGCGGCGGCGGCUGCCCCGAGGGACGGGGCCCUAGGCGGUGGCGAUGGGGGCCGUCCGGAUCGCGCCCGGCCUGGCGCUCCUGCUCUGCUGCCCCGUGCUCAGCUCCGCAUACGCGCUGGUGGAUGCAGAUGACGUCAUGACCAAAGAGGAGCAGAUCUUCCUGCUGCACCGCGCCCAGGCCCAGUGCCAGAAGCGGCUCAAAGAAGUCCUGCAGAGGCCAGCUGACAUAAUGGAAUCACACAAAGGAUGGGUACCUGCCUCCACGUCAGGGAAGCCUAAGAAGGAGAAGACAUCUGGGAAGCUCUACCCUGAGUCUGAGGAGGACAAGGAGGUGCCCACUGGCAGCAGGCACCGAGGGCGCCCCUGCCUGCCCGAGUGGGACCACAUCCUUUGCUGGCCGCUGGGGGCACCAGGUGAGGUGGUGGCCGUUCCCUGUCCCGACUACAUUUAUGACUUCAAUCACAAAGGCCAUGCCUACCGUCGCUGUGACCGCAAUGGCAGCUGGGAACUGGUGCCUGGGCAUAACCGGACAUGGGCCAACUACAGCGAGUGUGUCAAGUUCCUGACCAAUGAGACUCGUGAACGGGAGGUGUUUGACCGCCUGGGCAUGAUCUACACCGUGGGCUACUCAGUGUCGCUGGCCUCCCUCACCGUGGCGGUGCUCAUCCUGGCCUACUUCAGGCGGCUGCACUGCACGCGCAACUACAUCCACAUGCACCUAUUCCUGUCCUUCAUGCUUCGCGCCGUGAGCAUCUUCGUCAAGGACGCGGUGCUCUACUCGGGCGCCACGCUCGAUGAGGCCGAGCGCCUCACCGAGGAAGAGCUGCGCGCCAUCGCCCAGGCGCCCCCGCCGCCCGCCGCAGCCGCCGCCGGCUACGCGGGCUGCAGGGUAGCUGUGACCUUCUUCCUUUACUUCCUGGCCACCAACUACUACUGGAUUCUUGUGGAGGGGCUGUACCUGCAUAGCCUCAUCUUCAUGGCCUUCUUCUCAGAGAAGAAGUACUUGUGGGGCUUCACGGUCUUCGGCUGGGGUCUGCCUGCCAUCUUCGUGGCUGUGUGGGUCAGCGUGAGAGCCACCCUGGCCAACACCGGGUGCUGGGACUUGAGCUCCGGGAACAAGAAGUGGAUCAUUCAGGUGCCCAUCCUGGCCUCCAUCGUGCUCAACUUCAUCCUCUUUAUCAACAUCGUCCGGGUGCUCGCCACCAAGCUGCGGGAGACCAAUGCCGGCCGGUGUGACACGCGGCAGCAGUACCGGAAGCUGCUCAAGUCCACGCUGGUGCUCAUGCCGCUCUUCGGCGUCCACUACAUCGUGUUCAUGGCCACGCCGUACACCGAGGUCUCAGGGACGCUCUGGCAAGUCCAGAUGCACUACGAGAUGCUCUUCAACUCCUUCCAGGGAUUUUUUGUCGCCAUCAUAUACUGUUUCUGCAAUGGCGAGGUACAGGCUGAGAUCAAGAAAUCCUGGAGCCGCUGGACGCUGGCACUGGACUUCAAGCGUAAGGCCCGCAGCGGGAGCAGCAGCUACAGCUACGGCCCGAUGGUGUCUCACACGAGUGUGACCAACGUAGGCCCCCGCACGGGACUCGGCCUGCCCCUCAGCCCCCGCCUGCUGCCUGCUGCCGCCACCACCACCAACGGCCACCCCCCACUCCCCGGCCACACCAAGCCAGGGGCCCCGAUCCUCCAAGCCACACCACCUGCCGCGGCUGCUCCCAAGGACGACGGGUUUCUCAAUGGCUCCUGCUCGGGGCUGGACGAGGAGGCCUCGGCGCCGGAGCGGCCACCAGCCCUACUGCAGGAGGAGUGGGAGACGGUCAUGUGAUCGGGGACCGAGCCAGGGUUGGACCCGUGGGCAUAAGGGCUGACAGACGGACCAAGAGAUGGCUGGUUGGACGGUUGCCUGCUCAGGGCUAGGGCUGGGAAGACAAAAGAGGAAAAAAAGAAAACAAAAAAAGAAAAAAGAAAAAGAAAGAAAAGGGAAAAGGAA